AUGGCUUCCUGCAACUCGUGGACUUUUAGGAUUUCGCUCUCCUUCUUCUCCUUCUUCUGCAUCUCCAUACCCCAUGCAACGCCACUCUCCUUCGAGUUCAACUUCUCCGAUCCGGUGCUGUCGGCCGACAUCGCUCGUAAACACGACGCUACAUGGAACGGCACCGUCAUCAACCUCACCAAGGAUACCACCGUCGGUCUCCUAACCAAUAGCUCCGGGCAAGUCUAUUACAACCAUCCGGUGCCUCUCUGGAACCGCACCACCCAUGAGGUGGCUAGUUUCCGCACGAGCUUCUCUUUCGUCAUCCAGGCCAUGAACCCGACGCUCUACGGGGACGGUCUCGCUUUCUUCCUCUCACCUUUUCCACCGGCGCUCCCCGACUUCAACGGCGGCGGCUUACUCGGCCUCUUUGAGAACGACAGUACUGCCCUGAAUCCGAGCGCAAAUACGGUUGUCGCGGUGGAGUUCGACACCUACAAGAACUCCUGGGACCCGAGCGACAAUCACAUCGGCAUCGACGUUAAUUCCAUCAGCUCUACGGCGUAUGAGAAUUGGACCACGGCCAUCGACAGCGGUGGCAGGGCAACGGCGUGGAUCGACUACGAUAACGGCACUAAUCGUUUGAGUGUCUUCCUGUCGUACGAUCAGCAUGCAGUCUUCAGCGGCACUUUCAACCUCUCUUGCGUCGUCGAUUUGAAGGCAAUUCUGCCGGAGGAGGUGGCCGUCGGAUUCUCAGCUGCCACCGGCCACGCUAUCGAGCUGCAUCAGAUCCUGUACUGGAAUUUCGAUUCGACUUUGAACCCCCAGAACACCAGCGCGAGUUCACCGGCGGUCGCGGGAAAUGAGACGAAGAAGCACAAUAGCAACGCUCUAGUUGCUUCGGGCUUAGGCGCUGCCGGCGUAGGUUUGUUGCUGUGCUUGGUCGGAGUGGCUUGGUUUCUUCUGUGGUGUAAGAAGGCCGUCGGCACGAAAGAAGGAGAUGAUGUCCUCGACGAGGACGAGGAUGAUCCCAUCGACGAUGAGUUCGAGAAAGGCAAGGGACCCCAUCGUUUUCCUUACAGCGAGUUGGUUGCCGCGACGAACACCUUUGACGAGGCCGAGAAGCUCGGCGAGGGAGGCUUCGGCUCCGUCUACAGAGGGUCGUUGAGGGGUACGAACCUCUGCGUCGCCAUCAAAAGAAUCUCCAAGGGGUCAAGGCAAGGAAGAAAGGAGUACAUGUCUGAGGUCGGUACGAUAAGCCAGUUGCGGCACCGCAAUCUGGUGCAGCUCAUCGGUUGGUGCCACAAUCGCAGCGGCGAAUUCUUGCUAGUUUACGAACUGAUGCCCAACGGAAGCCUAGACUCCUAUCUCUACGGCGCCGCCGAGCGACUGCUGCCGUGGGCGGCGAGAUACAACAUAGCGCAAGGCUUGGCCUCGGCUUUGUUCUAUCUCCACAACGAGUGGGAGCAGUGCGUAGUCCACCGCGACAUCAAGUCGAGCAACGUCAUGCUCGAUUCGUUGUUCAACGCCAAGCUCGGCGAUUUCGGGCUGGCGAGGCUCAUCGACCACAGUCGCGGCUCGCAAACGACGGUUUUAGCCGGCACCAUCGGAUACUUGGCCCCCGAAUGUUUCAUCACCGGAAAGGCCAGUAAAGAAUCCGACAUCUUUAGCUUCGGAGUCGUUUUACUCGAAAUCGCCUGCGGGAGGAAGGCGUUAGAGCCGGGCAAAGUUAGUUUGAUAGAGUGGGUCUGGGAUCUCUACGGGAGGGGCGGAAUUCUUGAAGCGGCCGACGAGCGUUUGAACGGCGAGUUCGAACAGUGCGAAAUGGAGUGCUUGCUGGUUGUGGGAUUGUGUUGUGCUCAUCCGGAUUAUAACCGGCGGCCGUCUGUCAAACAAGCGAUCGGAGUUCUGCGCUUCGAAAUUCCGUUGCCUGCUCUUCCUCCGAAGAUGCCAGUUUUGGCGUGCGCACCGCCGACGGACCUGUUGAAUUUCAAUUAUACCUCAUCGUCCGCCGGAGCAUCGAGCGGCGUCGUUUCCGUCUCCACGAACUCGGCUACUGCUUCUGAAUCCUCCUCAUCCUCGCGACUUAAAUAG
Messenger RNA from Ananas comosus (pineapple), 2073 nucleotides. RefSeq names its product L-type lectin-domain containing receptor kinase IX.1-like. Gene Ontology annotation, biological process: protein phosphorylation. Gene Ontology annotation, cellular component: plasma membrane. The record is from RefSeq and is a predicted model, not a curated record. Gene Ontology annotation, molecular function: ATP binding; protein kinase activity; carbohydrate binding. Lineage: Eukaryota; Viridiplantae; Streptophyta; Magnoliopsida; Poales; Bromeliaceae. The transcript has a single exon. Bases 1 to 2073 code for a protein of 690 amino acids.